AUGGAACAUUCUGAAAUGGAACUGAAAGAUGCGAGUUCCACUGCUUCAUUGGAAGGCAUGGACUCUGAUAACUCUAAUGAGACGGAUGAGUCGACGCCAUCCUCGAGAUCACAACAAAUAGCGAUUGCCAAAGCAGAGAAGGCGAAAGCUAUUCGUCAAGCUUGCAUUUCGCGUGAUCUAGAAGCAUUAGCGUCAUUAGCAACGUCCGAAGGCGGGUUGUUAGAGGAUGAAUUGCGGCAAGUAGCAUGGCCCAUUCUUUUACGAUGCGAUGAAAAAUCACGACAUGACGAACCUGUUCCAAGUGAUGAGCUUGCACGGCAUGUUGAUGAAGAUCAGGUAGAACUCGACGUCAACAGGUCAUUCGUUUACUAUCCAAAAUCGCCGGAAGCAGAACUUCUAAACAAGAAAAAUCAACUAUCAAAAUUGAUCACCCAAGUCCUUAGGAACUAUCCAAUGUUAUGCUAUUUCCAAGGAUAUCACGACAUAGUCCAAGUUCUUCUUCUGGUAUUGGGCGAGAAGAAGGCCCUGCCAGCUGUGGCACAAAUCUCUCUCUUCCGCAUCAGAGACUACAUGCUUCCAUCACUCUCACCAGCCGUGAAACAUUUGCACUUAAUUCCUGCCAUCAUCGAAACAACAGACUCCGAACUAUGGCGGCACCUUGGCAACAUUCAACCCUUCUUCGCUCUCGCAGCCACUCUUACUCUUUACGCCCAUGACAUCCAAGAAUACAGCAACAUUGCUCGACUUUUUGACUUCCUUCUAGCCCGGGAACCUGUCGUUGCAAUCUACCUUUUUGCAGCAAUGAUCCUGUCGAGGAAGAAAGAGCUGUUAGGCAUCCCCGAAGACGAACCUGAAAUGCUCCACUUCACACUUUCCAAGCUCCCAAACCCGCUUGAUUUGGAUGGCCACAUCCAGAAUGCGACAAAGCUAUUCAAGGACCACCCACCAGAAUCCUUGCCGCUCGGUGCUUGGAAACAUAUUCCUUGGUGCAGCGUGCUCAAAACUUCACGAGAUCCAUAUCAAGAAUAUGCAGUAGAAGAUGCAGUGUAUCUGUUUGAUCAACAGACCCGACAGCUUCGCUAUGAGGAGCGCAAGAAACAGGCUCUCGACUUUAUGUGGAGCCAUCGUCGCUCUGUUGGCUCUGUGGCAUUGGCUAUUUUGGUUGGAGCGGCGUCCAUCUACCUCCGAAAGAAGGGAUUGGACAAUGCUAUCUUGUCCUAUGCUGCUCGAGUUCAAAAAGUGAUUCGGAGGUGGAUUUCUUCUCUUCAAUGA
Molecule: messenger RNA, 1272 nt
Organism: Penicillium canescens
Lineage: Eukaryota; Fungi; Ascomycota; Eurotiomycetes; Eurotiales; Aspergillaceae
Product: TBC domain-containing protein
Exons: 3
Coding region: 1-1272 (423 amino acids)
Biological process (GO): positive regulation of GTPase activity; endoplasmic reticulum to Golgi vesicle-mediated transport
Cellular component (GO): endoplasmic reticulum membrane
Molecular function (GO): GTPase activator activity
Source: RefSeq, a predicted model, not a curated record